This is a messenger RNA of Bipolaris sorokiniana ND90Pr, 3702 nucleotides long. RefSeq names its product MAPKKK protein STE11 (gene STE11). Bases 458 to 3337 code for a protein of 959 amino acids. Gene Ontology annotation, molecular function: ATP binding; protein binding; protein kinase activity. The record is from RefSeq and is a predicted model, not a curated record. Gene Ontology annotation, biological process: protein phosphorylation. NCBI's taxonomy places the organism in Eukaryota, Fungi, Ascomycota, Dothideomycetes, Pleosporales, Pleosporaceae. The transcript has 3 exons.
CUAACGUUUCACUUCGUACGCUGGCCAGCACCGGUGCCAAAAGCUGUCUCCGUGCUCGCGCGACCGCUCCAUUCCACAAAGACCGUCGGGGCUGCCAGGUCGAGUGUUUCGAGCCCGUGUCUUGUUUCCUGAGCCCUUCUCCCAUCCACGCGCAGCAGCAGCCAUCCUGGCACCCCGCCCGCCCGCCGCCGCAAUAAAGACACCCGAUACGCCCUUUUCCCCCCUCGAGUGCACAAAGACGACGCCAGUCCACAACCGCCUACAUAUACACACCCUCCCACCCUAACCGCACUCACCCACCACACUACACACCCGUCAUCCUACCACGCGUACCGUCCCCACCAUGCAUAUAUGAGAUAGAGUAGUAGAUAGCGCAACACGACCGAACCGCCGACCGACCGACUUGCUAAUUACCACCCCACGUACCACUGCUUCUCGACCCCCUCCACGACACGCUAUGGCCAUGCUCGCCUCAAAGGCCCCGUACCCAGCGCCUUCCGUCAGCGGAGGUGCUUCUCAGUCUUCGGCCCAGUAUAACGCUAGCCUCAACACCUACCGGACGCAUGCCUCCGCCACCCGCGCCGACCAAAGCAUGUUUGCCUCGCCUACUGAGUCUGAGUUUUCUGAAAUCUACGAUGCUCCCGAUGCCAUCAAACAUUGGGACGAGGACAAGGUUGGUGACUGGCUAAAGCGCAUCAACUGUGCCCAGUAUGUCGAGCUUUUCAAGCUCAACCACAUCAAUGGCGAGAACUUGAUGGAGAUGGACCAGACCCAUCUCAAGGACAUGGGCAUCAAGAAAGUCGGCGACCGCGUUCGCAUCGGCUCACAAGCAAAGCAGCUUCGCAACAAGGAGUACAAGAAGGCUUCUCGACGCACCUCCAACAGGCAAUCGCUCGCUACCCUGGACAAUGCCGCAUACACACCUCCCUCAUCCGGCUCUCCGCGUCCUCUGCACUCGGCACGAUCAAAUCCCCCUUUGUCCAACCCCAUAAGUUCACGGACGGAGAAGCGCAUGUCAAGGCAAAUCACGAACUCGGACCUCAGCAGCUACGCAUACGGCUCAAAGUCGCCCUCCCGUCCCGGUUCUCCUCUUGUUGACCAAGAGACGCGUAACCUGCGGGCACAACGCCAGGGGGGCCUGAACAGCCCCAAGGAAGGAGGCAACAAGACAUACGGCGCCCAUCCCCUCAGUGCUUCGAGCAGCUCUGUCAACAUAGCUCCCCCGCUCGUACGGAACCAAAGGAGUACACCUACAGAGACACCCCAAACGGCUCGCUUCGCCCAUCAUGUUCGAGCAAGCCCCAGCAUGGACAGCGCUACCAACAGCGCCAUCCUGCCCCACGACAAGGCUCUCGUGCGUGUCAUCUACGAUGGUGGACGCACUUCAGUUGUCAACAUCGAAGGCUGCAAAACUGCCGACGAGGUCAUGCUCAAGACACUAACAAAAGGACAUCUUAACACGGCACACGUCAAGAACUACUGCUUCUACAUUCUCAACAGCUCCGAUCCCGACCCGUCCCUAUCGGAGCGCUUGAGCGAUAUCGAGCUUUUCAGACUGGUAAAGGACGCAAACCGACACGAACGCGGCCGGUUAAUUCUCCGCAAGGUCCACGCAGGCGAGCCUGAUGAGGAUCAACUCAAGGCUGCUGCUGGCAUCUACCAACAACAAAACUACCAACAACCACACGGCGUCUACGUACCCGCCAGCAACCGCAGUCAAAACAAGAUUGAAAAGCUGACAGGCGAAUCCCUUGCCGCUGUUAGCUACCCUCUAUCACCGACUUCGGCCAGAGAACGAGAACGCCAUAUCAACUCGACAGCUCAGAACCUCGAAGGGCCUGCCGAGGCCUCGCGGUCACCUUACUUCCAAGCACGCGCGCGCAAGCUCAAGCAGUUCUACGGUGCUCGCCCACCCAGCGAGCUCAUUACUUCCGACCUUACUUCUUACUUUCCUGAUGUCGGUAAAGACGAGAUCGACAAGACCGUUCGCAUGUCGAUACGCCGAUCACAUCGCCUCAGCCGGGCGGCAUCCCGACUAUCGAUGGCGUCUAAUUUUAGCGUUGCCUCUAGCUUGAAAGACGCUCCACCACUGCCGUCCAUCGCCGACAGCUGGCUCCAAGGAGGCGCACAGGCCCGCCCCCUUCGACCCUUAUCCGUCAUGCGCCUCGGAUUGCCUCAUCAAAGUGGGUACCGAGACUCCUUGGCGUCUUCUGUCCUCGAGCCACUCGACGAAGAGUCGCCUCUGGAACCAAAUCGCAAGUCUUAUGUAUCGUUUGGCGGCGACAGUGUCGCAGACAGCUUAGCUAUUACCGACCCGGAUGGCAACACAACCCUUCAAUCUUACUUUGACGAUGCCGGCAGCAGUCUUGCCGGCAGCAGCAGUAGCAACACGGAAAAUGGUGACUCGCUCAACAAACGCCUGUCGGAAGCCCUGGCCGAAGAUGGCGAAGAGUCCGACGACGAACUGGCAGAGUACCUGGAGCAAGACUCUUGGGAUAACGUCAAGUACAUGAAGGGUGCCCUCAUCGGACAAGGUUCCUUUGGAAGUGUAUAUCUUGCACUGCACGCCGUUACCGGUGAGCUCAUGGCUGUUAAGCAGGUUGAGCUUCCAUCUGUAGCUGGUGCUUCUCAGAUGGAUCACAAGAAGACGAACAUGGUCGAAGCUCUGAAACACGAGAUUGGCCUUCUUCGCGAGCUCAAGCACAAGAACAUUGUGCAAUACCUGGGUUCCAACUCGGACGACAGCCAUCUCAACAUUUUCCUCGAAUACGUCCCUGGUGGCUCUGUAGCAACCAUGCUAAUCAACUAUGGUCCUCUUGGCGAGUCUCUUAUCCAAAACUUUGUUCGCCAGAUUCUCACUGGUCUUUCUUACCUUCACUCACGGGAUAUUAUUCACCGAGACAUCAAGGGUGCCAACAUUCUCGUUGACAACAAGGGCUCCGUCAAGAUUUCGGAUUUCGGUAUUUCCAAGCGUAUCGAGGCCUCCACCUUGGGCGGUGGAAAGAAGGGAGCUCAGCGCGUUUCGCUUCAAGGCUCUGUCUUCUGGAUGGCCCCUGAGGUUGUUCGACAGACGGCGUACACCCGCAAGGCCGACAUUUGGUCACUUGGCUGCUUAGUUGUGGAGAUGUUUACUGGAAGUCAUCCCCAUCCCAACUGCACGCAGUUGCAAGCCAUCUUCAAGAUUGGUGGAAGCGGCGAUGCCAGCCCAACCAUUCCUGAUAACGCCGGCGAGGAUGCUAGGAGGUUCCUAGCCGACACUUUCCUCAUAGACCACGAGAAGCGUCCCAGUGCAGACGAUCUUCUUGCCAGCUCCUUCAUUACCAACCAAGUGGCGUAAACUUUUCAAACAUGGCGCAAACACUCAUUUCUAGCACGGGAAAAAAGUUGCAUCAUUUUUUUCAUGGUGCAAGGUGUUUGGCAGUCUUUCUUUCGUUCAUUAUUACCCAUUUCCAGCCUUACAUCUUUUACUUUCUAACGCCCUAUAACGCUUCUAUGCGCGAGAUGAUUCUGUACUAUACCACUUUUAAAAGAUGCUUAUUCUUCCUUUAAUACAUGGAAAGAAGGAGUUUGAUCCAAUUGGGCAUAUUCUAUAUGCUGGCUAGCUUAGCUUUUAAUGGAAUCAUUAGACAGUGUCAGUGGGUUUUGGUUUUCCAAACAAAAGACUGUCUGUAGGAUGUUUUAUAUCUGAACUUUAUCCCUCUG